Messenger RNA from Grammomys surdaster, 1553 nucleotides. RefSeq names its product vesicle associated membrane protein 7 (gene Vamp7). Gene Ontology annotation, molecular function: SNAP receptor activity; SNARE binding. Lineage: Eukaryota; Metazoa; Chordata; Mammalia; Rodentia; Muridae. Gene Ontology annotation, biological process: exocytosis; vesicle fusion. The transcript is spliced from 3 exons. The coding region runs from base 130 to 792 and encodes 220 amino acids. Gene Ontology annotation, cellular component: membrane; SNARE complex. The record is from RefSeq and is a predicted model, not a curated record.
UACACGGAAGCUUGCGGCGUCAGGUCCUAUCCGUCUCUUGUUUCAGGCAGUGGGCAACCCUAGGAAGACCUGCGCCCCUCAGUCAAGAACCCUAGUGCCCGCCAGAGGGUACCCGGUCAGAUUGAAGUCAUGGCCAUUCUUUUUGCUGUUGUUGCCAGGGGAACCACUAUCCUUGCCAAACAUGCUUGGUGUGGAGGAAACUUCCUGGAGGUGACAGAGCAGAUUCUGGCUAAGAUACCUUCUGAAAAUAAUAAACUAACUUACUCACAUGGCAAUUAUUUGUUUCAUUACAUCUGCCAAGACAGGAUUGUGUAUCUUUGUAUCACUGAUGAUGAUUUUGAACGUUCUCGAGCCUUCAGUUUUUUGAAUGAAGUAAAGAAGAGGUUCCAGACUACUUAUGGUUCAAGAGCACAGACUGCACUUCCAUAUGCCAUGAAUAGUGAGUUUUCGAGUGUAUUGGCUGCACAAUUGAAGCAUCACUCCGAUAGUAAGAGCCUAGACAGAGUGAUGGAGACUCAAGCACAAGUGGAUGAACUGAAAGGAAUAAUGGUCAGAAACAUAGAUUUGGUUGCUCAACGUGGAGAAAGGUUGGAAUUGCUGAUAGAUAAAACAGAAAACCUUGUGGAUUCAUCUGUCACUUUCAAAACUACCAGCAGAAAUCUUGCUCGAGCCAUGUGUAUGAAGAAUAUCAAGCUCACUAUCAUCAUCAUCAUUGUAUCAAUUGUGUUCAUCUAUAUCAUUGUGUCACCUCUCUGUGGUGGGUUUACAUGGCCAAGCUGUGUGAAGAAAUAAGAAAGAAAAAAUUACCAUUAACCAAGGAUAUGAGAGUGAAAGGAUAUAAAGGCAAUUCAUGUGACUAUGGCCUUUCACUACUCUCAGAAAAUGCCAAUUUCUUUAAUCUUCUUUUCUCUUUUUCUUGAUUUAAUCUUUGCCUAUCAUAUGUUUAUGUUAAUGAAUUUCACAUUGAAGUGCUAUUCACAGGAGAAAGGGCAUUUAUUUGUUUCUUUAGUUUGUUAAGUAGAACCUUCUACUUAGAAAGACAUUUUUGCUUUUAACAUACAAAGCUUUUGCCAAGGUGGAAACUGCCAAACUUAUGACCUGUCUGCUAAAACUGUCUAGGAACUUAGUAUGUUCAAAGUGCAGGGAAAUGGAUUGUAUUGCUAACAUCUCAUUGUAGUCUCUUUUGUUAUGGGAGAAUUAUAGGUGCUUCAAAAUAUUAAAUAGAGAAUUUUGGGAAUUGUAAUAAAUUGCUGGUGCUGCUUAUAUCCAGGAGCCCAUACAAGUAAUGUAGUUAACAUUGACUUUUUAUUUCAGUAAGGUGGGAAAUAUUUUGAUAGCCCAUUAGAAGCACAAGAAGUAUCCUUCUUUCUCCCAGCAUUUAUUUUCUGAAAUAAAGUUCAGUGCAUUAUUUAUUCAUACUGCACAUAGUUUAAUAUCUUCUGUUUAUCCAUUACUAAGGUGAAUUGAGAUUGAGGAUUAUGGGUUUUAAAUAUUCUUUUUUUCUUCUGUACAUAUUUGGGACAAACAUACUGUUAAUAAAAUUCAUAAUUGAA